AUGGUCAACCUUCUUCUCCCUCCCUCUUCUCCUCACAGCCUCACAACUCUCACCUUAACCUCCACCAUCCCCCUUCAACAUCGCACAUUCCCCAACACCCCCAGCCCCAGCGGGGCACAUACACUCCUCUCCUCCAUUACAGACGUGGGAAUUGGCGCUGACUGCUCUGCAAAGUCUGGGUCGUGGUAUAGUGUCUAUGAUGGUGUGACGUGGACGAGGGCAAGCGAUGUGGACAUUGACCAUGUCGUGCCGUUGAGUAAUGCGUGGAAGAGCGGGGCGGAUAAAUGGACAACAGAUACGCGAAGGAGCUUCGCGAAUGACUUGGAGAAUCCGCAGUUGGUGGCUGAUACUGAUAAUGUUAAUCAGGACAAGAGUGACUCGGGUCCUGAGAAAUGGAAACCCCCGCUUGCAUCCUACCACUGUGAGUACGCCUGCAUGUGGGUAAAAGUCAAAUUCGUCUAUGAUCUGACGGUCACCCGGCACCAAGAAAUCUGCGUUAACUGA
Molecule: messenger RNA, 504 nt
Organism: Paracoccidioides lutzii Pb01
Exons: 4
Coding region: 1-504 (167 amino acids)
Source: RefSeq, a predicted model, not a curated record